AUGUCAGCAGUAUGGUUUUACCCAAGUGAUAACUGGCCCAUAGAGCCUACACAGCGUUCAGGAAUAUACCGCGGUAAAGUGACAACGAAGAAAGUCGAACUCGAUCCCAAAUGUCCGAAAACACGUGGGAGAGUUCAAGACCAUGCACCUUACUUAAUCUCAGUACCCGUCAGCGGGGCGCUUCUGUCUCAUCUACUAAAAGUAGCAACAACCAACCACUCGAACUCCAGGACUUACGACUCAAAACCCUGCCGAAACAGAGGAGAAGUGAGUUCCAGAAAGCGGUGA
Lachancea mirantina is the source of this 288-nucleotide messenger RNA. The record is from the annotation of a GenBank genome assembly. Lineage: Eukaryota; Fungi; Ascomycota; Saccharomycetes; Saccharomycetales; Saccharomycetaceae.